AUGUGGAAAUUCGGCUUCUUCGCCUGGACAGCAACGGGUGGUGCUCCUUUCAUCUACGAUCGGGUAAUAUAUCCGUUCCUGACGAAACACGAGAAAUCUAUCGAAUAUGUGAUGAGCCAGACUGGAAUGUUGGCUUUCCAGCUUGCAAAGCGCACCGCUCAGCAUGUUGCCGUUGCCGUGGUCAGCUCUAUGUCUAACAUCUCGACAGCAGUCGUCUCAAGCGCAUCCGGCAUCAACAUUGGAGAGACUGUCGGUCGUCAUUUGACACACAGCCAGCCUGCCCAAGCUGCAAGCUCGAAUUUUUCGAUGUCUCGUCUGUUCCGCUUCUCUGCCACAGCGUCGAGCGGCGUCACAAAUCGCUCCGUUUUCAUCGAAGAAAUGGACGAUGAUUUCGACGACGAUGAUCUACUUCCUCAGAGCUACGCUAGCACGUCGCGCAAUAGAGUUCCCGACUUGGACACGCUGCUGCGGGCUGAGCGCGAGGUCCAGGUCAAACAAGAGGUUGUGGAUGACUUUGAAGAUUCGACCGUCGUUUUCAUGGCGUCAGCUGCGGUACCCAAUGUUUUGGCCGCGCCGUCGGAUUCUGGAGACGAGGCAGACUGGGCGGUGCCGCUUACCCGCCGCGUACUGAGACCUCGUCUUUCGCCCCAACCUUUGCCAGUCAUCGUACCGGCCGUCGCCCCGCGCCGCCGAGGACGUCCGCGCAAAAAUGCCAAC
Molecule: messenger RNA, 717 nt
Organism: Mesorhabditis spiculigera
Lineage: Eukaryota; Metazoa; Nematoda; Chromadorea; Rhabditida; Rhabditidae
Source: the annotation of a GenBank genome assembly